AUGCCUCCGAAGGCGGCCGGAGACUGGAAGCGACGAACUACUGCGCGCCAGAGAAGAAGAUACGCUGCGAUGGGAGUAAGCCAAUCUGUGGACCGUGUGGGAGGCGAUCAUACCGGAGCGACCAGUGCGUCUAUAGCACGCACACGGAUAAUGCCCGCUCCGCGAGCAGGGACGAUCAGAUAUGUCCAUGCCCUCCAUCAGCGAAUCAGAGAAUUGGAAGAGAACUGUUUGAGGGCCGGAGUCUCCAUUCGGAUGUCCUCAAACUCUCAACCCGAGACAUCGAGUGGGCCGAAUAGCCCCGACCGAAUGCCACCGGAGGGAGUUGGCGUUCCUCCGACUGCUUUCCAUGCUCCUCUGGAACCUGCCCAGAACCCGACUCCUACGAGUGUUCGGCGUGGGGCACCAGGGCAUGGGUCGCAGGUCACACAUGGUGGCCGAGACAACAGGCAGUCUGAACCGACAGGAGAAGGAACCGCAGAGGCCUAUGAAUCACCAUUUUUCGACGACAGCGAAGGGCAUGUCACGGGUAUGGGCCAGAUUAUAGCGCCUGGCUCCGAAAACAGGGGGCAAUUCUAUGGAAGUUCAUCUACUGCUUCGCUCAUGCGGUUUGCCUCGGAAUUGAUGCCCUCGCGGCCAACAAAUGAUUCGCGUGUCGAACCCAUCGCCGGCAGACUCCAGGAUACAUCGACUAUCUACCGGCUUGAUGACUUCGUGCUGCCGCCGCGGACAUUGGCAGAUCACCUCUUAAACUGCUUUUUCGAUCAUGUCUAUAUUCUGUAUCCAUUCUUUGACCGACCUGCGUUUGAAGCGGCGUACCGCAAUCUCUGGCGCGCAGAGGAUGAGCCCAACAUCGCUCUCACAGACCAGAGAAUCGGACUAGGAUCACGCGCAGAGUCCGGGCCUAAGUCAAUUGUCUUUCAUUCUGCACUUAACUGUAUCUUUGCUCUGGGCUGCCAGUUUGCGGAUAUUGCGUCCGAGGAAGUCGAGCUGGUCGCGAAUUCCUUCUUCCUUCGAGCGAAGAGGUUUAUUGGUCUUGAUUUCCUUGAUAUUAAUACGCUCGGUGUAGUUCAGGCAUUAUUGAUCACGGCGUUAUUUCUGCAAAGCUCGCCAUAUCCCAGCCGGUGCUGGCAGUCGGUUGGUGUGGCCUGCAGAGUUGCCUUGGGAUUGGGGCUACAUGAAUCAGAUACUCUGGCAACAUUAGCCCCUUUGGAGUCGGAUAUUCGACGGCGGACCUGGCAUGGCUGUGUAAUGAUGGAUGUCACAUUGAGUAUGACAUAUGGCAGACCAAGCAUGACCAGCCACCUGGCUCCUUUUCCUCCCCCGAGCGACUCAGACGUACCCUGCCAUCCGAACGGUCCCGGGGAGCCAUCUCUCAUGGCGUUCUACACCGAGUCCAUCAAGGUUUACGAUAUCCUCGAUCGAAUCUUGUCUGAUGUGUAUUACACCUGGCGGGGCCGUUCCCGCCAGGAUCAACUGCACCCUUCAACCAGAAGCCUUGGGGGUCUAGACACUGUCCUUGAAAUCGAGAGGCAGCUUACCUUGUUUGAAGCGAAUCUUCCUUCCUUCCUUAAGUGGACGUUGGUGCCGUCUGGAAUGUCUGCGGAUGGAGAAUCAACACGAACCAUCGCCAAACAGCGCAAUGUUUUACAUGCCAGAUAUAUUCAUCUCCACCUUCUUCUCUACCGACCUAUCUUCACCCAGCUUUACUCCGCAAGAGUCAGCAAGCAAGAGAAUUCAAGUAGGCCGGAGUUUCAAAAAGGUCCAACAUUCCAAAGCUGCUUGACACAGAGUGCCAUAUACUCCUCCGUUGCUAGUAAAUGCGCCUCAGCAUGCGUGAUGGCAGCGGCCGAUCUCACACACCUAGUCCAUGAGACCUAUCGGACCGAUGCCGCCGAUGCAUGGUGGUACAACGGAUUCUACGUAUCAACCGCUGCUAUCGUCCUUCUCAUGUCCCUCUCCGCCCCAUCAAUGCUCGAUCCAUUCACCAUGGACAAAGCGCGGGAAGCCUGGAAAGAGGCGAUGCGGGUUUUAGAAUCUAUGGCUUCAUUCCGCCGUUCCGCUACCAACACUCUUCAAUUUCUGCAAGGCGCGUAUCGCCAGGCUGUGCCUGGUGAUGUACACCAGACAGGCACGGAUGUUACAGGUGUUGCUUCGCAGCUUCGAAGUGACGUCGCUCAGUUGAAUGACACGUUCGACCAUCCGGUUAACGACCCAACACAGAUACCGUUCUUCAAUUGGGAGGAAUUCGCCGCCAGUAUGGGUCCUGGGCUGGAUGAUUUGGGGUUCUUAACUAGGCUUGAUUUUCCUGAUUGCUUAGGCUGA
Aspergillus steynii IBT 23096 is the source of this 2322-nucleotide messenger RNA. RefSeq names its product fungal specific transcription factor domain-containing protein. Lineage: Eukaryota; Fungi; Ascomycota; Eurotiomycetes; Eurotiales; Aspergillaceae. The transcript has 6 exons. Bases 1 to 2322 code for a protein of 773 amino acids. Gene Ontology annotation, biological process: DNA-templated transcription; positive regulation of transcription from RNA polymerase II promoter by galactose. Gene Ontology annotation, cellular component: nucleus. The record is from RefSeq and is a predicted model, not a curated record. Gene Ontology annotation, molecular function: RNA polymerase II cis-regulatory region sequence-specific DNA binding; DNA-binding transcription factor activity, RNA polymerase II-specific; zinc ion binding.